This is a messenger RNA of Chinchilla lanigera (long-tailed chinchilla), 5244 nucleotides long. It is a transcript of the gene Pals2, whose product is annotated as membrane protein, palmitoylated 6 (MAGUK p55 subfamily member 6). The record is from RefSeq and is a predicted model, not a curated record. The transcript has 13 exons. NCBI's taxonomy places the organism in Eukaryota, Metazoa, Chordata, Mammalia, Rodentia, Chinchillidae. Gene Ontology annotation, molecular function: protein binding. Gene Ontology annotation, cellular component: plasma membrane; cell-cell junction. The coding region runs from base 231 to 1850 and encodes 539 amino acids.
UCUAUAAGAUGGGUAGGCUUGGUAGGGUGGGUGAGUAGUUUUGAAAAUGGUAAAUUAAAGCCACCAUCUUUGGGCCUCCCAGGGAAAAUAUAUUAAGAAGGCAGUUGGAGAAAACUCAACAUACCUCAAAAUCGAGAAGUUGACAUCAGAAUGAGCAGAGAAAACACCAGAAACUAAUUAUGGCUUGGAAAGCAUGAAAUGGGUUUCCCAGUGCUUUGCAAGAAGCAGCCAUGCAGCAAGUCUUGGAAAACCUUACAGAGCUGCCCUCAUCUACAGGAGCAGAAGAAAUAGAUCUAAUCUUCCUCAAGGGAAUUAUGGAAAAUCCUAUUGUGAAAUCACUUGCUAAGGCUCAUGAGAGGCUUGAAGAUUCAAAAUUAGAAGCUGUCAGUGACAAUAACUUGGAAUUAGUCAAUGAAAUUCUUGAAGAUAUCACUCCUCUAAUAAAUGUGGAUGAAAAUGUGGCAGAACUGGUUGGUAUACUCAAAGAACCUCACUUCCAGUCACUCUUGGAAGCACACGAUAUUGUGGCAUCAAAGUGUUACGAGUCACCUCCAUCAAGCCCAGAAAUGAAUAAUUCUAUCAAUAAUCAGUUAUUACCGGUAGAUGCCAUUCGUAUUCUUGGUAUUCACAAAAGAGCUGGGGAACCAUUGGGUGUAACAUUUAGGGUUGAAAAUAAUGAUCUGGUAAUUGCCCGAAUCCUUCAUGGAGGAAUGAUAGACCGACAAGGUUUACUUCAUGUUGGUGAUAUCAUUAAAGAAGUCAAUGGCCAUGAAGUUGGAAACAAUCCUAAGGAAUUGCAAGAAUUACUGAAAAAUAUUAGUGGAAGUGUCACUCUAAAAAUCUUACCAAGUUAUAGAGAUACCAUUACUCCUCAACAGGUAUUUGUGAAGUGUCAUUUUGAUUAUAAUCCAUACAAUGAUAACCUGAUUCCCUGCAAAGAAGCAGGACUGAAGUUUUCCAAAGGAGAAAUUCUUCAGAUUGUAAACAGAGAAGAUCCAAAUUGGUGGCAGGCUAGCCAUGUGAAAGAGGGAGGAAGUGCUGGUCUCAUUCCAAGCCAGUUCCUGGAAGAGAAGAGAAAAGCAUUUGUUAGAAGAGACUGGGACAAUUCAGGCCCUUUUUGCGGAACUAUAAGUAGCAAAAAAAAGAAAAAGAUGAUGUAUCUCACAACCAGAAACGCAGAAUUUGAUCGUCAUGAAAUCCAAAUAUAUGAGGAGGUAGCCAAAAUGCCCCCCUUCCAGAGAAAAACGUUAGUAUUGAUAGGAGCUCAAGGUGUGGGCCGAAGAAGCUUGAAAAACAGAUUCAUAGUAUUGAAUCCCACUAGAUUUGGAACUACUGUGCCAUUUACUUCACGGAAACCAAGGGAAGAUGAAAAAGAUGGCCAGGCAUAUAAAUUUGUGUCACGAUCAGAGAUGGAAGCAGACAUUAAGGCUGGAAAGUAUUUAGAACAUGGAGAGUAUGAAGGAAAUCUCUAUGGAACUAAGAUUGACUCUAUCCUUGAAGUUGUCCAAACUGGACGGACUUGUAUUUUGGACGUCAACCCACAAGCACUGAAGGUAUUGAGGACUUCUGAAUUCAUGCCGUAUGUGGUAUUUAUUGCUGCUCCAGAGCUAGAGACAUUACGUGCCAUGCACAAGGCUGUAGUGGACGCAGGAAUCACUACCAAACUUUUGACGGACUCUGACUUGAAGAAAACAGUGGAUGAAAGUGCACGGAUUCAGAGAGCAUACAACCACUAUUUUGAUUUGAUCAUCAUAAAUGACAAUCUAGACAAAGCCUUUGAGAAACUACAAACUGCCAUAGAGAAACUAAGGAUGGAACCACAGUGGGUCCCCAUCAGCUGGGUUUACUGACAGUUCAAUAAGGUUAACAAUUAAAACUUUUCAAAAGCAACUCAAUGAAUAAAUCUUCUACUGGGAAAAUACAUGCACAGAUAGAAGAUAUCUGCCAAGUCCAGGCAUUUUUAUUGUGUAGAAUGAAAUAACAGUACACUAUUCUGAAUUUUUAUAUAAAAUAUGGUUGGGAAGGUAUAUAUAAUUUAUCUUAAUUUUUCUAACUUUUUAUGGAUAAUCUUUCUAUUCAUAUCACAUAAAGAAAUGCGUUGAAGCAUUUUGUAUAUGUUUUGAUUUGGUACCCUUGCCUUUUUCAUCAAAAGAAUUUUCAAAUCAUUCACUUUAACAUGGUCUCACAUUUUCACUGUGAUAAUGAAUACUUGAAAUAGUUUUAUAAAGCUGUCAUUUAGUUCAGUAUUUAGUGAAGGGUCAGUUACUCUUAUCAGAAGAAAACAGUAGUAUUGGCUUUCCUUCUUAAUCAGAUUUCUUACAGAAGCAGGAUUUUAAUGUCAGUGCUACGAGUGUAUUACUAUCUAAACCUGACAUCAAAAACCUGUUCAGUGCCACAUUUUUUUGUUUCAGAGAUUGUAUGGCUAUCCAUUCUAAUUUAUACAGAUAAUUAUUUUUUCCCUUUGUUUCUGUCUUUAGUGAAAAAAACAAAGAGCAAUACCUCGCACUCUCUUUUGAGGAUAUUCUUUUUGUUUCUUGCAGUAACAUGUGGAUGCUAAUUUGACAUGUACACAUUAAGGUCAGGCUGGAAGCAAGGUCACGCAGACUGAGAGAGUGCCUUAUUCUGUAAAAACCUUACUCGAAGUGACACUUGAAGAAAGCUUUAUUUUCACAUAUGAAAAAUUGAACCUAAUAAUUUAGAGAUUUUUUAAGGAUAUGGUCAGCAAAAGUAUCAUGCCUCUGCAGAUUUCUGUGUUGUUUAAAGAUGCCUUUAAGUUUACAGUUGGGAGUUUUUGUGAAUGAUCAGUGUGCUUUUUGAGUAGUGAUGUAAUUAUUAGGGUAUUUGUUCUAUUUGUUGUGAUGAAAACCAAAUCAUUUCAACAAAAUUUGGAAAUGACUGUCACUUGUUUUAUGUAGAUACACAUAUGCAUUAUAUAAUAUGUAUAUCAUCUAUAUACAGUAAUGUUUUGUAUAUUUUAUAUUUCUGUUAAGAAAUGCAUUUUCAGUUUAAGAAUGGGGAGUCCUCUUUUAGAUGCAUUGAUGUAAUAUACAAAUUUCCAUAUUUAUCUCAACUAAUAUCUUCCUUUUAGAUUUUUGGAUGAUGUAAAUUCUUCCUGAAACAUACUCAGAGGUGCAACUCAUCACUAAACUAAGUUGAUCAUAUUGUAUAUUGCUGCUGCUAGCUUUUCACAUUUUAAAGGGUUAAGUGCUUAAAUAUUGAUGAUAAUCUUUGUCUGGUGCAAGCAUCAGACACCUGGCUGCUGAAUUUGUUUUUCCCCUCACCAGAGCUAUCACAUGGAAUGCCAGCUUGGAAGUCUGUCAGAGAAGAAAAAAAUAUAUGACAGUAGGAAGUAUUACACAUUGUUUUAAAUCAUUUCCACAAUGAAAGAAAAUUGUUAGAUUGUUAAAAUUUGAAGUCUAUAGAUCUUUAAAUUUUUUAAUUCUAGAAUUUCAAAAAGAUCCCACAUUGAUUUUCCUUGUCAUAGGAUAGCAAAUUGUUGGCAAAGUAGAUCAUACUUUCAAUAACUUUGGAAAAUUUCAUAUCACAUAUAUUUACCAAAAAUUCUUGGCUUCUAGAGCAAUGUGAAUUAAAGCAUCAAUGUGAUCCUAUGACUUAAUGUUUCACCAUACUGUAAGUUUUUUAAAAUAGCUUUGAGAUAAUUGUAGCAGCAAUUUAUCUACAGACUAUUUCUACUACCUUGGUACAUAGAGGUGAUUUUCACGUAUGUUUUUAGCCUUAUGUAAUAUAAAAACUCAUACUAUCUAAAAUAUAGUCUAUAUUUAAUAUUCAUGGUUGACUAGUUAAUGCAGAUUAGAUUCCUCACAAAAUGAAAUGAUGCAGUUUAGUUCAGUUCAGUGUAGAUGUAAAUGUUGAAGAAAAUAAAUUUAGAAAAGUGCAUUGUAUAUCAAGAAUCACUGAACUGGAAAUUCAAGUUUCAUCUGAGUCUGCAGGAACCGCCAGAGCUCUGCUGAGGCCCAGAGGCCCCACCCAGGAUUCUCCUUAGGUAAUGUGACAAGAAAGUGUGUACUUCUCUUAUGGCAAAAGCCUAAGAUAAUAGACUUAUUUAUAAUAGCUUUACUGAAAAGAAAAUCGUUUCAGUGUUGUUGAGUGAUUGGUAAUAAAUCUACACACACAUGCAUGUGUUUUUGUGAAACAAAAUGGUCUGACGCAUUAAUGUAAGGGUUCCUUGUGGACAGAUGAGUGUUCACAUCCAGCAUUCAGGGCAUGGCUGUACAACUAAGAUUAUAUUUUUCAUGUUCAAUGUACCAAUACCAGUAGAGGAAAUGGCCCUAUCUGUAACUAGUACAAUAUAUUUGAUACCCUACAAAUAGAAUGUUCAUCUUCAUUACAACUAUGCUUUUAUUAUGCAGUCUCCCAUUUCUGUUUGAUAUUUAGAUAAUACUAAAUGUCAGAUAACAGGACUAUUUUGACCAACUCUAUACAAUUGCUGACCAUAGCUUUCUAAAAUGUAAGUCAUAUCAAAAAUCCAGUAUGACUACAGCGAUAGCCUAAACCAUAGAUUCUAGAAUCUAGUAAAUUCAUUUAUAAAAGCCUGUAAGUUUUCUUUAAAAUGGCAAGUUACUAAAAUAAAUUUAGAAAAUAACCUAAAUUAACAAUAAAACUCAACAGUAUGACAGAUUAUGGCCAAAUACCGCUUUGACCAUGAUAUCUCAGUGAUAAUAAAAGAUGAUCCUUUUAAAAUUCAUUAAGAUGGUACUUAUUUUUAUGUAUAACUAAAGUGUCAGGAUCCGAUGAUUGGAGUUAAUUUUCAAGAUGGAUAGCCAUAGAGUUAGAUAGUUAUUUUGAAUUGGCAAACUCUAAAGAUAAGUUUUGAAAAUUGUUCAAAGUAAUAAUAUCCUUACGUUUUACUUUUAUGACUUCUUGAAAUAAUACUCCAUUAAAUCACAGGCUAGAGAGCCAAUAAUUUUGUAGUAAUGAAUCUUUAUACUAAAUGUGGAAAAGGCAGUUCUAAAGUUUAUGUACAUAAAUAGUUCAUUUUUAAAAUGUGGAGUUGCUAUAUAUAUGUGUGUAUAUAAAUAUAUAUACAGCUAUGCGUAUAAUCUGUAACAUGCUCCCAAAUUACAUGAAUAAUAAAAUUAUUCACCCACAUAUUAUAGCUACUGUUCUGAAAUUUUUAAUUACUUCCAAGUUUCUAGAUUGUUUUAAAAGGCCUUGGUUCUACCUUGAAGCUGAUACUAACUUCCUUUGUAAAAAAUGAGAAAUUAAACUCAAAAUUACUGUUCA